AUGAGUGAUCCAUCGGUUAAUGAGGAAACUAUUCUUUAUUUAAACAAAACUAUUGAUAAAAUCAAAAAUCAGCAAUGGAAACAGGUUAUCAAAGAAUACAUAGGAUUUGUUAUUGAACAAAGCAAGAACCUUUCAUGGAGUGAAUUUGAGUAUUGUGUUGUUUUACCAUUUAAAAUGAUAAAAGAUGAACAGAUUUCCGUAUUUAUUAAAUUUCCUAAAAUUAGAGAUAGUUCCCAAGUGAUGAGUUUCAUAAAAACCCAAAGUGAUUCUAAUCAAAAACAGUAUGAAAAGAAAGUUUUAUUUCUUCCUUUGUCAUGUCCUAAACGUGUCAUUAAAGAGAUCAUAGAAGAUGACUUCUUUUCUAGAGAAUGGGAUAUCCUUCUUGAUAAAAUUGUUGUAGAUCAAUUACCAUCACCAAAAUGUCUUCAAAUUAUUAAACAACUACAAAAAUACCAUUUGUUUCAUGAACUUAUAUUACCGAAUCAAGUUACCUUAACACAACAAAUUAUUCAACAACACACUCUAUCAAAGAUUGCUAUUUCAGAAUUAUUUACACAAAACUCAAGAGGGUUAAUUGGAAUGUUUGAGUCUCAAAGGAAAGAAAACCAAAAAGAAGAUACUACCACCAUCACUACUAAUACUGAGAAUUCUCAACUUCUAAAAAGAGAAAGAAGGCUUUCUCUUAUUAGAAUGGAUUAUGACAAAGUUUCUAAAGGACUUGGGUCAAAAGAGAGUAUUUAUAAAGACAACCCUAAUAGUGUUAGUACUUUUGAUAGAAAUCAUUUGUUAGAAGAAAGAGGUGAAAAAGGGUUAUUAACAUCAUCCUUUGUACCUGCAAGAAUAAUUAAAGAAAAUGACCUAAAUAAUGAAUCAUUAAAUACCCUUGAAUGGAACAUUCAAAACUCUUAUUACACAACAGACCCUUCCUACAGAAAUAAAAGAAUAAGAUUACUUAACAUACCUUUAUCAGAAGAUUUUGAUUUUCAAAGAUUUUAUAAAGCUCAAACUAAUUACUCAACUCCUGAACAAACAAUCCGGUUUCAUCGUAUCGACAGUUUACUAAAAGCUAAAAAAACACGAAAAGAAGAAUUAUUAAAUAUGGAAGAAGUUAUUGAUACCUUGUCCUUUGAAAAACUCCCAUUAUGUUCAAUUUUUCAUUGA
Messenger RNA from Entamoeba dispar SAW760, 1161 nucleotides. RefSeq lists its product as uncharacterized. Lineage: Eukaryota; Evosea; Mastigamoebida; Endamoebidae. The transcript has a single exon. The record is from RefSeq and is a predicted model, not a curated record. The coding region runs from base 1 to 1161 and encodes 386 amino acids.